Saprolegnia parasitica CBS 223.65 is the source of this 2295-nucleotide messenger RNA. RefSeq lists its product as hypothetical. Gene Ontology annotation, cellular component: plasma membrane. Bases 1 to 2295 code for a protein of 764 amino acids. The record is from RefSeq and is a predicted model, not a curated record. Gene Ontology annotation, molecular function: calcium-activated cation channel activity. The transcript has 5 exons. NCBI's taxonomy places the organism in Eukaryota, Oomycota, Saprolegniomycetes, Saprolegniales, Saprolegniaceae.
AUGGCCAACGCCACGGCAGCUGCGACGACCGGGACGUCGGCCGCGAUCCUCUCGAACGGCCUCCUCAUCUAUGGCCCGAUGCUCCUGCUCGGCUUUGUCCUCUUCGAGUGCGUGCGCUGCCGGUGGCUGUACGAGGUCGCGCCCAAGUCGCCUCUGCCCGACGGCCUCUUCCGCUGGAUCCCGUUCGUGCUGCGACUGACGGACGACGAGCUCAUGGACAAGUGCGGCCUCGAGACGCUCAUGUUCCUGCGCUUCGUCCGCGUCGGGAAGAAGCUCGCGCUCAUGGGCGCCUUCCUCUCCAUCGCGCUCUUCCCGCCGCAAGCGCACUGGGUCGACCGGCUCACGAUCGGCGGCCUCACGGACGGCGACAAGCGCUUGUGGGCGACCGUGCUCGCGGCCUUUGGCAUCACGCUCACGACCAUGUACCUCAUCUACGACGAGAGCGUCGCGUACAAGGAGCGCCGGCACGAGUUCCUCUCCAAGCUCGACACGCAGCAGUACAGCGUGCUCAUCGACGACCUGCCGCUGCACCUGCGGUCGCAUGCGGCGCUGAAAAAGUACCUCGACACGAUCUUCCCGCACCAAGUCGAAGCCGUGUACAUUGCGGUCGAGUCGGGCGAGCUCGAGGCCCGUGUCGCCGAGCGCAUUGACGUGCGCGCCAGCCUCGAGCACGCGCUCGUCCUAGAAGCGCAGUGCGGGCGUCGGCCCACGCACUACCAGUACGACCCGCACUCGAUGUGGUACCACUCCAAGGUCGACUCGAUCGCGUGGUACCGCGACCGGCUCCACGAACUCAACGACGACAUCCGCAUCUCGAUUGCAGCGAUUGAGGCCCAGCAAAAGAACGGCAGCGUCCAGUUCAACGCCAAGCAAGCGCAGCUCCUCGCGACAAAAGCACAUUUUGAAGCGCAGCCGCUCGAGUCGACGCCGCUUCUGCCCAAGCAAGCGGUCCAGCAGCAGCGCCAGCAGGUCGCGUUCGACCUCCACGUGGCCGUGGACGAGGCGGCGGCCCAAUUCGAGCAUGCGUCCAAUGUGCUCCGGUCGGCCGCCUUCGUUGCCUUCUCGACGCUCCAGGCGACCAACACGAUCCAGCAGAUCGUGCAGACCGCGCGUCCGUCCGAGAUGAAGGUGCAGGAGGCGCCGCCCGCCGAAGACAUUGUGUGGGAGAACGUCGGCCGGCUCAACUAUGUCGAGCGCAAGACGGCGCUGCUCUUGAGCAUUGGCAUCACGGGUCUCGCGAUUCUGUUCUGGACCGUCCCGACCACGUUUGUCGUCGCACUGGCGUCGGUAUGUAGAGAGCAUCUGCGGCAAGUGAUCCCGAACCUCGACUCGGCGCUGGUUCAAUUCCCGUUUCUGCAGCCCCUUUUGCAACAGCUUUCGCCGCUGCUGCUCGUCGUUAUGAACAGCUUGGCACCGCUGCUCUUUCGCAUUCUCUCGGUCGGCGAAGGCCACGCGUCCCAGAACGCGAUCGAAGCCUCGCUUUUCACCAAAUACGUCGCGUACCAGCUCGUCCAGGUGUUUUUCGUCUCGGCGAUUGCCGGGUCGAUCUCGGCCAUCUCCGAUCAGCUCGCACGCAUCGCGAAGGAGCCGUUGGAGCUCGUGACGCUCCUCGGGUCGAGUCUGCCGGGGCAGUCGACGUUCUUCUUUAGCUUCAUCCUCGUGCAGACGGGCUUGACGCUGCAUGUGCACCUCUUCCGCCUCGUCGCCAUCGUCCUCGGGAGUGUCUACUCUCUCUUGGCGCCGCAGCUCACGCCCCGCGAGACAAACGCGCCGUGGUACGGCCUCGUGCCCAUGACGGCGUCGACCAAGUUUGACAUUACGAUCCCGCUCGCCCAGCAUUUCCUCAUCUUCCUCAUCGUCUUGACCUUCGCGCCGCUUGCGCCGCUGCUCGCGUACAUGGGUGGUGUCUUCUUCUUCGUGUCGGACAUUGUGUUUCGACGGCUCGCGUGGUGCGUCUUCCAACCGAGCACGCGCUCGACGGGCGUCUACUGGCCGCAGCUCUACGUGUACCUCAUCACGGCGCUCGGCAUCGCGCAAAUCACGCUCCUCGGGCUCCUGACGCUCAAGGAGGCGCCGAGCCAAGUGCUCGCGGCGCUCCUGCUGCCGGCGGCGACGGCCCUUUUCCAUGGCUACAUGCUCGCGCUCUUCCCGCCCGUCUCGGCCUACCUCCCAAUCGAGAUGUGCGUCGCCCUUGACGACCACCGGGCGCGGCUCGGCCACCGCCCGCCCAUCGAUGCCAAUUUGUACAAGCAGCCUGCGAUGCUCGCGGCGACGCCGCUUUCGCCCGAGGUCUAG